AUGGCAUCAUUUUUCUCCUAUGCCGAGGCCAACUGGUACUAUUUCGACGAAAGCUCGUUUAGAAAGCAGCUGUUUGAACUCUAUGACAGUGACCUAUCACCGACCUACUCCAGUCUCAAGUUCAUUUGUUUGGCCCUAACUGUCUUCGCCAUGGGCAGCCAGUUCGUUCAUCUAUACCAUACUGACAAUUCGAUUGCCUUGGAAGCCAUGACUGUGGUUCAGUCAGGAAUUCCAGGGACGCGGUACUUCCAACAUGCGCAGAAACUUGUGCCGCAGAUAAUAGCUUCUCCUUCCCUGGAAGGCCUGCUGAGCUGUCUACUACUCGCCUUGUAUGUACUGCCGAUUCAUAGCACUGAAACUUGUUACACCUAUCUUGGGCUUGCUUUGCGCAUCGCGAUCAGCCUCGGCCUUCAUCGAAAAUCAACAAGGUCGGCAUUAUCUCCGUCACUUUCGGAGCUCCACAACCGUGUGUUCUGGACUACCUACAGCAUUGAACGAAUGGUUGCUCUUUCUCUUGGAUAUCCCGAGACGCUUCAAACCAAAGAUAUCGACUGCCUCCUUCCUCAUCGACAGCCUGACCUGGAUGUUCCGGGCUCCUAUAGAGCCGAGAGACUACUGGCAAAUACAAGGUUGACUCUGUUGCUCAACGAAGUGAUUUGCUUAAGGUCCUUGAAGCACGGUUCGACCGAGGAAAUCCGAAGUCAACUUUUGGCUUGGAAGGCAGACCUACCCGCUCAAUUAGCCACAUUGGACGAUAACUGUUUACGACUGAACGUGCAUUUACAACUCCACUACUCUAUGAUCUGGAUCUAUAUCGGUCGCGCAGCCCUGAUCGACAAAGUGCGACGCUUACUCAGCAAGAAAGAGCCCACAAAAGACGACCUUGACAUAGCGGGCGACAGUCAAGAAUUAUCAGACGCUUGCGCAGAACACGCAGCGCGGAUAAUCGAUCUCAUUGAUCUGCUCAGAAGUCGCGGGCAACUGAGUCUAUUCUCUUACACUGAUUUCCAUACCUGCAGCUCCGCAACCAUCAUCGUUCUCCUGGAUAGUAUCCUGAACCCACGACUGUCCUCGUUUCCGAAAGUCCGGACCGCAAUGGGCGCUCUGCAAUAUAUGGCUACUGGCAGUGAUUUGGCCAGAAAUAGCCUCAAGUAUGUCCACAAUUUCCAAAACGUGGUCAACAAAGCCUUGGCGUCUAUUUCCUGUUUGGAUAAUGGGAAAUCUCGCCCUGAGGGAGAGACUGGUCCACUUCCGCUUGGGGAGCCACGUGAAGAGACGUUUACCGAAGGAUUGGACAUGUACCAGCAUGAAGGCGAAGAGCCUAACCUGGCUCUAUUUUCUGACAUAGGGAUUGCGCUUGAAGACUGUUCAUUUACAGAGCUACAUCUCCUUGGGCUUGACAGCCUAUACUCGAGUGAUGUACAAAAUUGGAACGGCAGUUAG
This is a messenger RNA of Penicillium psychrosexuale, 1443 nucleotides long. RefSeq names its product fungal specific transcription factor domain-containing protein. Gene Ontology annotation, biological process: DNA-templated transcription. NCBI's taxonomy places the organism in Eukaryota, Fungi, Ascomycota, Eurotiomycetes, Eurotiales, Aspergillaceae. The coding region runs from base 1 to 1443 and encodes 480 amino acids. The transcript is spliced from 3 exons. The record is from RefSeq and is a predicted model, not a curated record. Gene Ontology annotation, molecular function: DNA binding; zinc ion binding.